GUAUCCCACAUCAUCCAUCAGCAUGGCCGCUCACUAGCUUGUAGGAUAUUGUCUCUGUUUGCCAUACGUUUCACCAACUAUUAUUGCUCCUCUCGCCUCUGAUUUCAUCUCAGCUGGAAUAUAACUCCAAUUCUCGUAGUUGACGUGAAGUGAGAGGCUAGAACUGUAAGGAUGGCGCAAGUUCCCAUGCGCAUGGCUCAGCCUGGUCUGGUACCUCCCCAUCAACAACGACCUCCCAUGAUGGUCUCCAUGACACAACCUCCACCUGUUUCAAUGCAAGGUUUGGUGAGCAUGGCGCCCAUGAUGGCUCCUGCUGGUGGGAUGGCUGUCAUGACCCAGGCCAUGAGUCACCCAGAGUCUGGUGUUGGUCCUGAUCACCAUAGCCUGAAUACUCCCUAUCAUCACCAUCCUCCUCAUCAUCAUCAUGCCCCUCCUACUGCUCACCACCCAGGGCCACCACCUCAUCAUCCCAGUGGACCUCCACAGCCACCUCCAACGGGGCCUCCCCCGCACACAGGCCCUCCUCACUCUCAGUAUCAUCCAGCACAUCACCCUGCACAGGCUCCACAUCAUGGACCUCAUCCCUCUCAUGCUCCACAUCACGGCCCACAUCAUUCAGCCCCACAUUCGGGGCCUCCUCACUCAGGUCCUCAUUCUGGGCCACAUGGAGGACCUCAUUCAGGACCACAUGGUGGCCCUCAUGGUGGACCUCAUGGUGGACCUCAUGGAGGCCCACAUGGAGGCCCUCAUGGAGGGCCCCAUGGUGGCCCACAUACUCAUGGUGGGCCUCAUUCUGGCCCUCACAUGGGGCAACAUACUGGAAAUAGUGCAAGUGGAGGACAUGGUGGAGCUCACAGCGGUCCCCAUGGAGGUCAUCACAGCGGUCCCUCACACCCUCAGCCUCAUUUGCAACCAGCUGCAGCUGGUCCUCCCCAUAUGACACAUCCUCCACACUCCAUCUUACAUCAUUCAAGUCCUCAUCAGACCUUACAGAUUAGCGGGAUGGGUAGUGGAGGGCCAAGUGGUAUGGGAACCUCACCUAGUAAUACUCAUCACCAACAACAGCAGCAGCAACAACAGCAGCAACAGCAGCAACAACAACAACAACAACAGCAGCAGCCACCCCCUCCACAGCCAUCACACCAUUCACAGAUGCAUCAACCCAUGCCCCAAGCAUUACAACACCAGCAACCCCAGCCACCACAGCAGCCACAACAACAGCAACCUCCACAACAACAGCAGCAGCCACCUCCCACACAGCAACAACAGUUACAACAGCCGCAGCAGGACAUAGUUACCAAUGGUGGUAUUGUUGUAGGAAUGAACUCCGCAAAUAAUAAUGUUGGUGUUAAUGUUGGUGGAUCUUCCCCUACAAAUAAUGCUUCAGUUCCAACACCUGGUUGUGUAUCUAGUUCAGAUCCUUCAGGCUCCAAUAAAGAAAAAACUCCAAUGUGUCUCAUCAAUGAGCUUGCCAGAUAUAAUAAGAUCCAACAUCAAUAUUGUCUGACUGACGAAAAAGGUCCCGCCCACAAGAAAACUUUCACUGUCACCUUGAGAUUAGGAGAAAGUGAAGAGUACACUGCCUCUGGUCCAAGCAUUAAAAAAGCUCAACACUCUGCUGCUGCCAUUGCACUUGAGAAGACCCAGUUUAAACAUCCUCCCCCUAAAACUCAGAGACAAAACAAACAGACAAAAUUAACACCAACAGUAGAACUGAAUGCCUUGGCAAUGAAACGUGGAGAAGCUGCAAGUUAUACGUUCAUGGAAACACCACGGCCACCAAAUCCAUACUUCAAUAUGCCUCCUAACAUACGUGCCAUGUACAACCAGAAAUAUUAUGGUAGGGCUCCGUUAUACCCCAUCUUUUUUGUGACAUUGAGAGUGGGUACUAGGGAAUUUGUUGGAGAAGGGACAACUGCUCAACAAGCUAAGCACAAUGCAGCAUCAAAAGCCUUGAAAAUGAUGAAGACAUUACCAAUGCCUGAAAAUGCUACAACAUGCACACAAGGAGAUUUAUCUGACCUUGAUCCAAAUGCAGAUUUGAAGUCACCAAUUUCACUGGUUCAUGAAAUAGCACUAAAACGAAACCUAACUGUUGCUUUUGAAGUUAUACGUGAAUCAGGACCACCUCAUAUGCGUACAUUUGUCACUGUUUGUAUGGUGGGAGAAUAUAGAACUGAGGGUGAAGGCACUGGGAAAAAGGUGAGUAAGAAGAGGGCUGCUGAGCUGAUGUUAGAAGAACUGCGAAAGUUACCAGCAUUGCCUCCAACCACUUUAGUACGUGUCAAGCGUAAACCCACUACCAAGAAGAAGAGUCGAAACCUCAUCAAGGUGGGUCAAGAGGAACAAAAGGCAGCACCAGAAUAUGGUCAAGGAAUCAAUCCUAUUUCUAGACUUAUCCAAAUUCAACAAGCAAAGAAAGAAAAAGAACCAGUAUAUACACUUCUUGCCGAACGUGGUGUUCCUCGUAGAAGAGAAUUUAUCAUGCAGGUAACAGUUGGUAACCAAAGUGCUCAAGGUAGUGGACCAAACAAGAAAUUAGCAAAGAGGGCUGCUGCUGAAAAUAUGUUACAACUGUUAGGUUAUUCUAGACCUCAGCCUCAACCUGGAAAGCCUGCUAUCAAGACAGAUGGUGCUCAUUCAGAUCCUGAUAAGACACGGAAGGUUACCUUUUUGGAAGAUGGCGGAGAGCAGCGUGGGUCAGAUGCUGCAGUGGUAGGUGGUGUCAAUAAUAUAAACCAAAUGGGAGGACCAGCUGUUGGUGGAGGUAGACAGUUGGUGCCAGGGCUUAUCAUGAUGCCAGAUGGUUCUGCUCUCCAUGGCUUCCAGCAAGUUCAGCCACAAGGCAUGGGUAUGGUAAAUGUUGGACCAAUGGUGAACAUGCAAGCUACAGCUACCAUUGCUAAGGAGUUACUUAAUUCAGGUAACUCUCCUACAGCAGAGGCCAUGGUAAAACAGAAUCCAUCUAGUGGAGCGCAAGGCCCACCACAGGGCCACCCAGGAAGCAACCAGCCACCCAACAUGCAGUCUCCCCAGCAACAACAACAGCAGCUCUCUAUGUCUACCCAGCAGCAACAACAGCAACAGCAACAGCAAGCACCCCCUCAACAGCAGGUGCCAUCUCAACAACAGACUCCACCACAACAAAAUAUGGUUAAUCAGUAUAAUGACAAAGGUUUAGAACUUCAGAAUACAACUGUAUCUUCUACAACACAGGCAGUGCGUCCCAAGGAUCAACUGAUGUAUUUGGCACAAAUUUUAGGUUUGCAAGUUCAGUUCACUGAUUUUCCAAAGGGUAACAAGAGUGAAUAUCUUAGUUUGGUGUCUUUAUCUACUAACCCUCCCCAUGUUUCACAUGGAGCUGGCCCUACUAUUGAUGACUCCCAUGACCAGGCUUGUUUGACUGCACUGAGAGCUUUAGCCAAGAUGGGAUUGGAUACUGUAACAGCAGCUAAGCAAGACUAAAGCCCAGCAGAUAUCACUCAGCAGGAGGAUAACGGCAGUGCAAACCUUCAAAGUCAUAAUUCAAUAAGGGUCAUUUUCCAAUAUUUGUACUUUCUGCAAAUGGGCCUAAUUGAUAAUGCAAGCUUUUAUAUGAAGAUUGUAAUAACAAUUUUUGAAACUGAGUGGGAGAAUUGUAAGGCAAAUCAGAGAGAAAGAGAAUUAGAAUAAGUUCAAGAAUUUUUAUGACCAUCUUCAUAUUGGUACAUAUUUUUUAAGACUGCAGAAGUUUUGCACCAAAGCAACAAUCUGGCUUUAAGGUUGAGUUUCAUACUAUAUGUGAUGAGGAACUCAACUUUAGAGAUUUCAUAGUUGAUGUAAUCUUCCUAUUUUUUUACUUUAAGCUUUCAGACAGUUUUUGAGUAUGGCAUAAUGUGAGUCUUAAGGUUAAAAUUUUUGCAUGGCUGAGGUAAUAAUUUUUGGUAGUGAAUAUGCAUAUACGUAUUAAUGAUUUAGCUUUUUUAUUAUCUCACUACUGCUAACUCGCCAUAUACCUCACUGUCUUCCUCCUUGAUAUAUUUUGACUUUUUGUAUUUUUUUUAUAUUGUACCUUUGAAGAGAUUAGAAUUGAUAAUGGAAGAAAGUGAGUGAUAACCAUGUAUAUUAUCUUAUUGAGUGCAAGUAUGGCAAACAGAUGAUGAACUGAGCUUUAAAGUGUUUUCACUUAGCUCAUUUUUUUCCUUAUUAAGCAAAAGAAGAAUAAAUUACAAGAAUAUAAAUGUGUGCCUCCUGCAGGCGUAGUGUGCCAAUGCUGGUUAUCUGGUCAUGCUGUUGGAGUGAGAAGUGCUUGAGGGAGGGAAGAAUAUACUACAUCCCUUGAUGCAUUCUAAUUCUCCUACCCUCCCUCGGUCACUUCUGCCAUCUUGGUUUGGUAGUGGACAAGAACUGCCCUUUGACCACAGGUGCUGUGCUGGAUAGCUUAUAUUAUUAGUUUUUGUCUUUUUGUCACACACUUACACAUGCUGAUGUUCAACGAUGCGUAAUUAUUACAGUGCUCAUUAUUAAUUGUGUGAUGGUUUUUCUAAUUUUCUCUACAAUGUACAUAUCCAGACACUGCUAAUGGACAGAACCAAAGGGAAAGCAAUAAUAAUAAGUAUGGAUAUAAUUGCAAUGCAUUACUGAAUAAUAGUACUAGACUUUUGAACUGUAUGUAUCAUUGCAUUGUAAAAUUAUAUUGAUUUGGAUUUUGAUUUCAGUGAAGCAUCAGUAUUGUAUUUUGGGUGAUAGUAUAACUACUGAAUAUCAGCACUGACGUAGAAUCCUCACAGCGAUCUGCCUAAUCUUCUGUGUAAAUCACCAACAGUGUAUCUCAUGCACUGCAUACUGGGCUGGAAUUUUAAAACAAACUUUUGCAGUAGUGGAAACAAUUCUAUAGUUAUGUAUGUUAGUGUUGCAACAGCUGAUGGUAAUAAGAGGAGUGAUUGCUCAACUGCUUAAUUAUCUGCAAAGUAAGUUUCGUUUUAAAACUCCAUUGGUUUAGUAUCUUGAGCAGUACCAUUCUAAGCUCUGUCUUUCCCAACAGAACCAGAUAUGAAAUGUGGAGCAGGAGAGUGUUAUUUGCCAAAACCCCCUUUUUAGGAAGAGCCCAUGUGCUAAUAGAACAAUAACCUAUAUGUAAUGUAGCCUUAACCCAUUAGUUAUCGGGAGCUGUAAUUUGUUAGCAAAAAUUUCUGCUUAUGAUGACGGAAGGGUUGAAUGGCAGUGGCAGGUAACACUUUUGUGCUUCAUAGACAUCAUUAAUGCGACUGACUAUAAUUUGACUACAUAUGAAGACAACAAGAUUCAUUGCCUGAGAUGGCAGCCAAUUCUGGCUCAAGUACCUACCUGUUGGUGUGGUCAAGUGAAUGGUCUUGGAAGAUUAAGGUUGUAGCUCUUGGGGUCUAGAAAACUGGUGUUUGAAAGCUGUAAUGGACACAUUUAAGUCUCUUUACAGAUCUUUAGUAUCAGGAUACUGAACAGAUAGGAAAAUAGAUUGCAUACAAAUUUUAAUAACUGGAAAGUAUUUGGGAAUGUUCACUUAGAUAUGUGAAUGCAUGAAGGACAGUUUUCAGUCACACUGACGUAAGAUUAGAUCAGAAAUAUCAUAAUCUGUAAAUUGGAAUGGGUAUAAACUUCCAGUAGGUGGUCAUGUACACUUUAGUCAUGGAAAAUGUUAACACAUUGUUUUUACUUAACCACACCAUCAGGGCAUCAGCUAUUUUGGCUGGUAAAUGUGAUGUGUCCCUCAGUUUGAGUGUUGCCAAGAGUUACUGUAAGGUUCUCUAUCCCCCUCAUUAUAUAAAUGGAAAGUGAAUCUUAUUGACGUGCAAAGCAAGGAAUGACAGGUCAGGUCAGGUUACAUGUUAUGAUGACAUGAACAUUUGUGAUGUUGCUGUGAAUGUCUUGGUGUGUUGAAUGUAAUUUGGCACUGGCAUAAAGGCUUUCAGCCAUAUUACAAAUGCUACCACUUGACCUCGUAUGUAGAAGUACCUUUUAAUAUAUAUGUAUAUUCAAAGUGUGCUCUUCUAUUUUCAUCAUUGUUGAUGCUUAGAAGUUCCCUUUAAUAGACAUAUACUGUAUACCUUGUAAUAUAUAUAUAUUAAAGCAAUAUGUAUAUAUAUAUUUAAAAGGUGUUCUUCAACAAGUGUAUCCCAUAAUAAUUCAUUCAAAGUGUUUUCUUCUAUUUUCAUCAUGGUUGAUGCGUAGAAGUACCCUAUAAUAGUACCAUGUAAUUAUAUAUAUAAAUAUAUAUAAAUAUGUAUAUAUAUUAUAUAAAGUAUAUUCUAAGACAUAGUUAAUAUGGAAAUUUUUCAUUUUUCAGCACAUUAAUGUAGUACAUACUUAUUUAAAGUGUCCCUUGUUGCUAUGCCUAGAAAUACCCCCGUGAUACAUAUACUUACCCAGCAAUAUGUAUAUAUAUAUUUAUAUAUAUUUAAAAUGUGUUCUUAUAUUUUGAUCAAGGUUGAUGGUUCAGACUUUACCUUUGUAUUUUUUUCUUUUUUUUUCAUUAAUACUAUAUAUUUAGAAGGUAGGGAUUUAUAUCUAGUGGAUGUGCUUUGAAACUGCUUUUGGUGAACAGUAUUGCAAUGUUUACUGAGUCAUUAUUUUAUUGCUUGCAAUUUAGGAUUACUGUUUAGAUGCUUGAGUAUUUUUGACUUUGCUGUUGUCUUCAUGUCUAUUCAUUUAGAAUAUUUGAGGUUUCCUGGGGUGUGAAGAUGGUGGAGCAUUUCAUGGGUGGUUUUAGCCAUUCUCAGUGUUUAUUUGUAUACCCUUGAGACUCGUGUACAGCUGUUUAAAUUGCAUUUUGUUGGCUUUAAGGAUAAAUGAUAUCUCCUGUUGUUUGCCAGUGGUAUGCAUUAUAAAGGAGGAUGUCAAGAUUUGCAGAAUGUAUAUUUCUUAAAACCAAAUGGAAACCAAUACAGUACACUUGUCAUGAGCACAGUUAAAUGGCAAUUAGGUUUAAUACAUAACACAUUUUAAUGGAGGUUCUCUACAGAACAGUGUUUAAGACCUAACAACUGCAAACAUUUCAUUAAUUGGUUUUGUGUAGAUAAGGGGCCUUAUUUUUUAUUUUCUCAUCUAAUACAAAAUCAAGUUGACUCAUAUUUAGAUUGUAUAUAAAAAUUAUUACUAUAUUAAUAAUUAUUGUACUAUCAUACUUGAUUUCUUUUACACUUGCCUCUAAAUUGAAUAUUGCUUUUGGGUCAGUAUAUAAUAGACCACAAUGAAUGUACAAUGAUUACUUGUAUCUUAGAAGACAUUUCUCAUUUCUGGGAGGUAAUUAAUUAAAGCACUAAGAAUUUUGAGCAACCUUUCAGCUUUGCUCAGGAUUGAAUUUUUUUGGUAUACAGGCAUGCUUCAUUUUUAACAAUCUUGAGACAUGUCCACCAACAUGUUAUGUAUCAGUAGUUAGUUUUUAAUAUUUUGACAUCCUGUGUGGUGUUCUUUACAGUUACAAACAAGGAAACAUUUUUGAGUUGUAUAUAUUUUUAGAAGGUUUUAUCAGCAGCAGGUAUUACACUUAUUGCAUAAAGGUUUUUGCAUUUUUGAGAACUCUCAUGAACAUCAUAAACCAUGUACCACAUUUUGCCAUCAUUAGACUACCACCCCACCCCACCCCACCCCCACCUCCACCCCAGCUUCACCUCAAGGGAUGAUCUUGAUAGAGUCAUAGUGAAUCUUGGUGAGGAACAAAUUCCACAUCUGUUAUUCUUAUUGUAGCUAAAUGAUUAUUGCACAAUGCUUCCUGGUUGAAGCCAUAUUUAGCUUGAGUACCUAUACGAUUAUCUGUGUUUUUUUUUUUAGAAGACAUUGUUCUGUUUGACUAUGAAUUUCCUUCCUAAACUUUAGUUGUAUUGUAAUUUAGGUAAUUAUUAUGUCAUUAUUGUUUUUUCAGUCAGAGAAAGACUUCAUAUUUUGUUAAAGGACUGAGGAAUCCUCUUUCAAGUAUUUUUGUAGGUGUUAAGAUUAUUGCAUUUGUUCAAGUGAGCAUUUUGUUAUUAAGAUUCCAGUACAGGUUUGCCUCUUUUGUAUCUUGUUCGUUAUUUUUAGGAUGUAUCAUAGGUGUGGUAAACAGGCUGAAUUAUUUAUGGCUGAGAGGGUAUUGAUAUUUCUUUUUACUGCAUAUUACAAAUUUUACCUUUUGGAGACAUUAAAAUCUCAAAUUCUGAAUCCUGUCCUACAUGUUAAAUAGUUAUAGUUUUUCAGUGAAUGAAGGAUCAUUUAAUUUUUUACUGUAAUUCAUAUGGAAAGCAGACAUGAAAAUAUUAGAUCUCAUGGGGUUAGAUUUAAUAUUUUAAUGUAUGAAUUUGAUCUGUACUUAAUGUAUGUUUCUGUUGGUGUCUUUUUGAUUUUGCACAUAGUCUUUUUUUUUAGAAAAUACAUUUAUAUACUUAUUGAUGUUGACAUUUCUGUGAUUGUUUAAACAAUGUUUAAUGGCAUCAGUAUACUGUCAAGUGUAAGGUCACGGAAAGCUACAAAGAAUACAAAUUGAAUUUAUGUCCUCUCUAAUCUGACUCUGUUUUGAUCAAACUCCACAAUAAAAGGUUGAUCUGA
Messenger RNA from Macrobrachium nipponense, 8535 nucleotides. RefSeq names its product double-stranded RNA-binding protein Staufen homolog (gene stau). Gene Ontology annotation, cellular component: cytoplasmic stress granule; neuronal cell body; plasma membrane. The transcript has 18 exons. Gene Ontology annotation, biological process: anterograde dendritic transport of messenger ribonucleoprotein complex; intracellular mRNA localization; protein localization to synapse. Bases 172 to 3465 code for a protein of 1097 amino acids. The record is from RefSeq and is a predicted model, not a curated record. NCBI's taxonomy places the organism in Eukaryota, Metazoa, Arthropoda, Malacostraca, Decapoda, Palaemonidae. Gene Ontology annotation, molecular function: mRNA binding; double-stranded RNA binding.